Messenger RNA from Cydia amplana, 1235 nucleotides. Its product is annotated as alaserpin-like. The coding region runs from base 99 to 1235 and encodes 378 amino acids. NCBI's taxonomy places the organism in Eukaryota, Metazoa, Arthropoda, Insecta, Lepidoptera, Tortricidae. The record is from RefSeq and is a predicted model, not a curated record. Gene Ontology annotation, molecular function: serine-type endopeptidase inhibitor activity. The transcript is spliced from 8 exons.
UUAUUGUUUUUCGGGGUAUUCCCUGCCUGCUCUGACAUUGGGUAUAAAAGAAGGCUAGCCAGAGAAUGUGAGUCAGUAUAAAAACAUACGCGGUAGAGAUGACAUCGAUUUCUCACGUAGCGAAUUUCGGGGUGCGAUUUUGCAAUGAACUGGACAACAACAGAAACUACAUCUGCUCUCCUCUGUCAGUGGAGACGGUGUUGGCACUAGUGGCCCUCGGCAGCAGCAAUGAGUCUCGCGCAGAAAUAUUCAAGGCGCUCGAAAUCCCUAAUGAAGACGAUCUCUUUUCCACAUUCAUAUCCCUGACAACAACUCUAGCGUCGAAGCCUUCAAAACAUGAAAGAUCCAACGAUGUUACGUUAAAAAUCGCCAACAAGAUCUACGUGAAACAGGGGGCAGCCCUCAAGGCGACCCUUAAGAAGGAUGCUGAAAAAGUAUUCCACGCCAGUUUGGAACAAAUCGAUUUUACGAAAAGUAAUAAUGCUGCGAAUUCCAUUAAUAAAUGGGUAAAAAAUCAAACCAACAAUACUAUUAAAGACAUUGUUUCUGCCGACAUGCUGAAUGAAGACACACGACUUGUACUCAUCAACGCCAUCUACUUCCACGCUUUCUGGGAGUAUGAAUUUGACGCCGACGAUACAUACACCAGAGUAUUUCAUGUCAAUAAAUCCAAGAAAAUAAAUAUUAAACACAUGAGUUUAAAGGGAAAACCUUUUAAUUACAAGCACAGUCCGGAAUUAAAGGCAAAAAUAUUGCAGAUGUUCUACUUUGGGGGUAAAGCUAGUAUGGUGAUAGUUCUGCCAGAUGAAAUCGAGGGUCUGAGUGAUGUGAUGAAACAACUGGUAACCGGGUAUGAUUUGAUGGCAGAGAUCAAAAGUCUAAAAAAAAAAGAACUUCAAGUAAUCAUGCCUAAGUUUAAAGUUGAAUCUGAAAUCAAUCUGAAGGAACUGUUACCUAAGAUGGGAAUUAAGACAAUUUUUGAUCCAAAAAAGUCUGAUGUCAACAUGUUGUCAAGCAACGAUCGACAAUUUGUAUCCGAAGCCAUUCAGAAAGCCUUCAUAGCGGUGGAUGAACUGGGCACGGAAGCGGCAGCAGCCACUUCUAUGGGGUGGCGUGACAUUUGUGCCCCGUAUUGGACGGACGAGUUCAUCGCAGACCGCCCCUUCCUUUAUCUACUCAUGGCUCACGAGAUCCCUGUAUUUUAUGGAGCUUUCCAUGGCAACGAAAAUUCAUAA